GAGCGUUGGCACGAUAGACCUAUACAGGCUUUUCGCUGCCCACUCUUGAGUUUCUUUUGACGUUUGCAAGUGUAUCUCAGUCUUGAUUUAGAGCGCAGUUUUGUACACUCGUCUGUGGCUAAAUCAAGCGAGGUGAACGGUGGACUGUCAUUACCUGUUAUAACACACGUAAGUCACGGAGGAGAAAAACCUUACGAGAAAGUAUUGCGAUACACACUAGCUGACGCCUCGAUCUAGAAUGCUUUUGUGUACGCUAGAGUAUAACAGUAGACGAGUGUUGUUGUUGUUGAUGAUGUAACCAGUAACAACCGUACAACUUACUGCUCCGGGCCAACCAAGUCCGAGAAAAAAUACACAAACAAAAAACAUUCCACCCCAAGACGAUAAACUUUGCAUACAUGUUAGUAAGAAUUGAGUAAGAUAAACGCCUUAGUAGAGAGAAGUAUAGAUCUGUAUGUAGAGUGUACUGGUAGUGGUGGUGGGGGCGAGGAUGUAGCGCCCCGGGGAUGACGUCAACAGUCACCAUGCAUCACGACAAUGUCUGCCUCCACACCUAAGCUCCAGCGACCCUGCAGGUGGCGUUGACGAGGACACCUGGUGGCCGCUAUGAUGAACCACGCAAGGGUGUUCAAGAAGACGGCACCGAACGGGAAGAUCACGGUAUAUGUAGAGAGGAGAGAGCUAGUGAUACGGGAGGAAGGAGGGAUACAACCUCUUCACGGCGUGCUCUUCGUCGACUCCAACUAUGUGAAGGACAGGAAGGUGUUUGGCCAAUUUGUACUCACGUUUCGAUAUGGACGAGAAGACGAAGAGGUGAUGGGACUGAGGUUCUGUAACGAGGCGUGUCUUCAGGCCCAGCAGCUGUGGCCGGCACCUGAAGGCGAAGACCAGGACCACAAACACCUGACGCCCCUACAGGAUACGUUGGUCAAGAGGCUGGGGUCAGGUGCAGUGCCCUUCAUCUUCAACGUGUCCUCCCUGGCGCCUCCCUCCGUCACCCUCCUGCCAGCUAGGACCUAUGUCGGUGCCCCCAUAGGAACCAACUAUGACCUCCGAAUCUUCGUAG
Messenger RNA from Homarus americanus (American lobster), 1066 nucleotides. RefSeq names its product arrestin homolog. Gene Ontology annotation, cellular component: cytoplasm. NCBI's taxonomy places the organism in Eukaryota, Metazoa, Arthropoda, Malacostraca, Decapoda, Nephropidae. Gene Ontology annotation, molecular function: G protein-coupled receptor binding. The record is from RefSeq and is a predicted model, not a curated record. Gene Ontology annotation, biological process: G protein-coupled receptor internalization; signal transduction.